Messenger RNA from Perkinsus marinus ATCC 50983, 285 nucleotides. RefSeq names its product cchc domain containing protein. The record is from RefSeq and is a predicted model, not a curated record. Gene Ontology annotation, biological process: RNA 3'-end processing. Gene Ontology annotation, molecular function: nucleotidyltransferase activity. The transcript is spliced from 3 exons. The annotation marks the transcript as partial. Lineage: Eukaryota; Perkinsozoa; Perkinsida; Perkinsidae.
AUGUCCGAUUUGUGCCAUCAGGUUAUUCCCUCUGCCAAGGUUCCGAUUGUGGUGCUGUCAUGGAUAGGGCCCAACGGCAACGUACAGAUUGUGGAUGUGAGUAUCAAUAAUCAGCUCCCUCUACAUAACACUGCGUUACUACGGAACUAUGUGGAGAUGGACAAACGUGUCCAAAUCCUGGCGCUCUGUGUGAAGCGGUGGGCCAAACUAUGUGGAAUUAGUGACGCUAAGCAGGGUAACCUCAGUAGCUACAGUUGGACCUUGCUCUGCAUAUAUUUUCUACAA